AUGGGUGUGGUACCAUUCACGAACGACAGCAUCAGGAGAGCGCUAGGGCGGUCGGCGAUGGUGCAGGCGCUGCUGCACGAAGGCAUUUAUCGAGGGCAGAAAGUGAUCGUGCGUAAAGAUGGAAGCCGCAAUAGAAUUGGGAUUAGCCGCUAA
This is a messenger RNA of Phytophthora nicotianae INRA-310, 153 nucleotides long. RefSeq lists its product as hypothetical. Lineage: Eukaryota; Oomycota; Peronosporomycetes; Peronosporales; Peronosporaceae. The record is from RefSeq and is a predicted model, not a curated record. The transcript has 2 exons. Bases 1 to 153 code for a protein of 50 amino acids.